Molecule: messenger RNA, 1325 nt
Organism: Dioscorea cayenensis subsp. rotundata (Guinea yam)
Lineage: Eukaryota; Viridiplantae; Streptophyta; Magnoliopsida; Dioscoreales; Dioscoreaceae
Product: G patch domain-containing protein 4
Exons: 11
Coding region: 132-1259 (375 amino acids)
Biological process (GO): regulation of ribosome biogenesis
Cellular component (GO): nucleolus
Molecular function (GO): nucleic acid binding
Source: RefSeq, a predicted model, not a curated record
AAGGCUUUUUUAGGGUUUUCAAUCUCUCGCUUCUGAACUUUCUCUGAUAAUCGCGGUAACCACCGCUCUGCUAUUGCACCCGCGGCGGCGGGGACCCGGAGACCACCGCGUUGAACGUGCAGCAUACUUUCAUGGCGUCUCCGGAGGCUCCCCAAUGCUACGCCGGGGUCGCUCGGCAGUCCGCCGCCUUCCGGCUCAUGAAGCAGAUGGGAUGGGAAGAAGGUGAAGGUCUUGGCAAAGAGAAACAGGGAAUCAGAGGACAUGUUAGAGUUAAAAACAAACAAGACACAAAAGGCAUUGGUGUAGACAAUCCUGCUAAUAACUGGGUUCUUGAUACCUCUCAAUUUGAUAACAUUCUCAAAAGAUUGAAAGUGCAAGUAGCAGAUCCUGAUGAAAAAGAAUUUGUGGAGACAGAAAAUGUUAAAGAAGAUCCUGAAAUUAUUGCUGUGAAUGACAGCUCAGCUGCCAAAGUAACUCGUCCACAAGGAAGGUAUAAGAGAAGAGAAAUAGGGAAAUCUGUAAAUUCUUACUCUGCGAAAGAUCUCCAAGGAAUCCUUGGGAAUAAGGUUGAAGAGGAUUUGCAGUCAGAAUGUGAUGCAGAUGAUGAAACAACAUCAAUAGAAAUAUCAGAUGCUCAUGCCUGCCAUGAAGAUGGUAUCAAAGACAACGAGGCUUCUGACUUAUGGUGGUGCAAAUACGGAUUUGUCUCAGGAGGUUUUCUUGGGGUACAGUCUCGUAAGAAAAAAUCCAACAAACCAAAAGAAUCUGAAGGUCUUGCAUUUGAUAAGAGAGGUGCAUUUGAUGAAGAUGAUCAAGAAAGGCUUUAUAAACUUGUUCAGGAUAAAGCUACAACUGGUAAGCAGGGUCUUGGAAUUAGCACUCAACCCAAAAAGAUUGCUGGCAGCCAUUGGAAGGGGAAAAAGACAUCCUUUGAUGAUAGUGAUGGUGAACAGUCUGAAAUUUCUACUGAUUCUGGUGGUUCUUUGAAACGGAAAAGGAAUGAAAGCUCAGUGGUUGAAGUCAAUGUUGAAACAAAACCAAAGCUCAAAAGAUUAUGCAAGCAUCUUCUUCUUCAGGUUCCUACUCAAUCUCUAAGGUUGAAGCAACUUAAAGUAUUAAUUGACGAACAUUCAUCCUCUGUCUUCUCUGGCUUUUCUUCCAAGCGCGAUUCUCUUUCAUACUUGAAGCAAAAGUUAGAAGGCAGCAAAAACUUUAAUGUUGAGGGCAAGAGAGUAAGUUUAUGCAAGAAAAAGGCUUAAGAGAGCCGAAAAUUUUGUUAGAAUUAGUAGGAUAUAAACUUCACACAAUGAGCUCUCAAUUCUUGU